AUGGAUUCGAGGAACUCAAUCGAUCAUCACCACCACAACGAUUCAAUCUCCGGCGUCUCCUCUCGAUGGAGCCUCUCGUCCAAAGACCCCUCCCUCAGAGAAGUCACUUUCGGCGAUUUGGGAUCGAAGCGUAUCCGCCACGGAUCAGCCGGAGCCGACUCCGAGAUGCUGAGCAUGUCUCAGAAGGAGAUCAAAGACGAAGACGCUCGGUUAGUCUACAUCAACGACGCCGAGAGAACCAACGAGAGGUUCGACUUCACUGGGAACUCGAUCAAGACAGCGAAGUACUCUGUCUUCACCUUCUUGCCUCGGAACUUGUUCGAACAGUUCCACAGAGUCGCUUACGUGUACUUUUUAGUUAUAGCUGUGCUGAAUCAGCUCCCUCAGCUUGCGGUUUUCGGUAGAGGCGCGUCCAUCAUGCCUCUGGCCUUUGUCCUCUUGGUCUCGGCCAUCAAAGACGCUUACGAGGAUUUUCGGAGGCAUAGGUCGGAUAGAGUUGAGAACAAUAGGUUGGCUUUAGUGUUCGAGGAGGGGCGGUUUCGGGAGAAGCAGUGGAAGUAUAUUCGUGUUGGGGAGGUUGUUAAAGUUGUGUCUAACCAGACUCUUCCUUGUGACAUGGUGCUGUUGGCUACGAGUGAUCCCACAGGGGUUGUGUACGUGCAGACGACUAAUUUGGAUGGAGAGUCGAAUCUCAAGACGAGGUACGCUAAGCAGGAGACUCUUCAGAAGGCUGCUGAUUUGGAGACGUUUAAUGGGUUCAUCAAGUGUGAGAAACCGAACAGGAACAUAUACGGGUUUCAAGCGAACAUGGAGAUUGAUGGAAGGAGGCUCUCUCUUGGACCUUCUAAUAUUAUUCUCAGAGGAUGUGAGCUCAAGAACACUGAGUGGGCCUUAGGUGUUGUUGUCUACGCUGGUGGCGAGACGAAAGCUAUGCUGAACAACUCCGGAGCGCCGUCGAAGAGGAGUAGGCUGGAGACUCGGAUGAAUCUAGAGAUCAUUCUGCUGUCUUUGUUUCUGAUAGCUUUAUGUACAACCGCGGCUGCGACCGCUGCUGUGUGGUUGAGACGGCACAGGGAUGAUUUGGACACGAUUCUGUUUUACAGGAGAAAGGACUACUCCGAGAGGCCAGGAGGGAAGAAUCAUAACUACUAUGGCUGGGGUUGGGAGAUAUUCUUCACUUUCUUUAUGGCGGUCAUCGUGUACCAGAUCAUGAUUCCCAUCUCUCUCUACAUAUCUAUGGAGCUUGUCCGUAUUGGUCAAGCGUACUUCAUGACUCGAGAUGAUCAGAUGUAUGAUGAGUCUUCGAAUUCGAGUUUCCAGUGCAGGGCGUUGAAUAUAAAUGAAGAUUUAGGGCAGAUUAAGUAUUUGUUCUCUGAUAAGACUGGUACUCUCACUGACAACAAGAUGGAGUUUCAAUGUGCCUGCAUAGGAGGUGUAGAUUACUCUGACUGGAAGUCUGCAGACAGCGAACAUGGUGGAUACUCCAUUGAAGUUGAUGGAAAUAUAUUGAAGCCAAAGAUGAGAGUGAGAGUUGAUCCUGAGCUUCUUGAACUGACGAAAAACGGCUAUGCAACAAAAGAAGCAAAACGUGCGAAUGAGUUCUUCCUCUCACUGGCGGCUUGCAAUACAAUUGUGCCAAUCGUUACCAACACAUCUGAUCCCAAUGUAAAGCUGGUAGAUUAUCAAGGGGAGUCCCCUGAUGAGCAAGCGUUGGUUUAUGCAGCAGCUUCUUAUGGUUUCCUGCUCAUUGAGAGAACCUCUGGUCAUAUAGUUAUUAAUGUCCGAGGAGAAAUGCAAAGGUACAAUGUUUUGGGAUUGCAUGAGUUUGAUAGUGACCGAAAGAGAAUGUCAGUGAUAUUGGGAUGCCCGGACACGUCAGUGAAGCUCUUUGUAAAAGGUGCAGACUCAUCCAUGUUCAGUGUCAUGGAUGAAUCCUACGGCGAUGUCAUAGAAGAGACCAAGAAACAGCUUCACGCCUACUCCUCUGACGGUUUGAGAACUCUUGUCGUUGGGAUGAGAAAGCUGAACGAUACAGAGUUUGAGCAAUGGCAUUCUUCGUUCGAGGCGGCAAGCACCGCCUUGAUUGGUAGAGCCGGGUUGCUAAGAAAGGUUGCUGGGAACAUCGAGACUAACCUUAGGAUAGUAGGAGCCACUGCGAUCGAAGACAAACUGCAGCGUGGUGUCCCUGAAGCGAUAGAGUCUCUCAGAAUCGCGGGGAUCAAAGUAUGGGUGUUGACUGGUGACAAGCAAGAAACUGCCAUAUCCAUUGGCUUCUCAUCGAGGCUCCUGACGAGAAGCAUGAGGCAGAUUGUAAUUAACAGCAACUCGUUGGAUUCUUGCCGGAGGAGCUUAGAAGAAGCAAACGCCAGUAUUGAAAGUAAUGACGAGAGUGUUGCUUUAAUUAUUGACGGUACCAGUCUCAUAUAUGUACUCGACAACGAUCUUGAAGAUGUGCUCUUCCAAGUGGCAUGUAAAUGCUCUGCGGUACUCUGCUGCCGUGUUGCUCCUUUCCAGAAAGCUGGAAUCGUUGCACUUGUAAAGAACCGCACUUCGGAUAUGACUCUCGCCAUUGGUGAUGGUGCCAAUGAUGUCUCCAUGAUCCAAAUGGCUGAUGUUGGGGUAGGGAUCAGUGGCCAAGAAGGUCGGCAAGCUGUGAUGGCAUCAGAUUUCGCAAUGGGACAGUUCAGAUUCUUAGUUCCGCUAUUGCUCGUCCAUGGACACUGGAAUUACCAAAGGAUGGGUUACAUGAUACUAUACAAUUUCUAUAGAAAUGCAGUUUUCGUUCUAAUUUUAUUUUGGUACGUUUUGUUUACUUGCUACACACUGACAACCGCCAUCACGGAAUGGAGUAGUGUCUUGUACUCAGUCAUAUACACAUCGGUUCCUACAAUAAUUAUCGGUAUUCUAGACAAAGACCUCGGGAGGAGGACUCUUCUCAAUCACCCUCAGCUCUACGGUGUGGGCCAGAGGGGAGAGGGAUAUUCCACAACGCUCUUCUGGUAUAUGAUGUUUGACACAAUCUGGCAAAGUGCAGCCAUCUUCUUCAUUCCUCUUUUCGCUUAUUGGGGCAGUACCAUCGACACGUCAAGCCUAGGAGAUCUAUGGACCAUUGCUGCAGUUGUGGUGGUCAAUCUUCACUUGGCUAUGGAUAUAAUAAGAUGGAACUGGAUCACUCACGCCGCCAUAUGGGGAUCCAUUGUUGCAGCUUGUAUAUGUGUUAUUGUCAUCGAUGUUAUACCCACACUCCCUGGUUACUGGGCAAUUUUCGAAGUGACCUCAACAUGGAUGUUCUGGUUCUGCUUGCUUGCCAUUGUUGUGACAUCACUGCUUCCUAGAUUCGCUAUCAAGUAUCUCGGUGAGUAUUACAGACCUUCAGAUGUUCGGAUUGCUAGAGAGGCUGAAAAGCUUGGGACAUUCAUAGAAUCCCAAACAAUGGAAACUGAAAUGAAUCAGAUUGGUGAUCCUCCAAGGAGAUAAUAUCAAGAAAAGACCAAAUGAAAAAUUCUUUAUACCCUUCAGCGGAAGUAAAUACAAAAAUUAUAUAUUCCAUUUUUCCCCCACCUUGGUUGCUGCUUUACUAUUUCAAGAGUAGGUUUUGUUUGAUUGUAGUGUAACAAUGUUGUUACAUAAUCUCUGGCUGUAAUUUUCCACUUUGUUGUAACAUACGCACAAGCUUUCCUUUGUAAAGAGAGAAAGAACAUCGAAAAAUUUGAUUUUGUUUAAA
Molecule: messenger RNA, 3724 nt
Organism: Brassica oleracea var. oleracea
Lineage: Eukaryota; Viridiplantae; Streptophyta; Magnoliopsida; Brassicales; Brassicaceae
Product: phospholipid-transporting ATPase 1
Exons: 6
Coding region: 1-3477 (1158 amino acids)
Biological process (GO): phospholipid translocation
Cellular component (GO): plasma membrane
Molecular function (GO): ATP hydrolysis activity; magnesium ion binding; ATPase-coupled intramembrane lipid carrier activity
Source: RefSeq, a predicted model, not a curated record